Messenger RNA from Solanum dulcamara, 1575 nucleotides. RefSeq lists its product as uncharacterized. Bases 262 to 1497 code for a protein of 411 amino acids. NCBI's taxonomy places the organism in Eukaryota, Viridiplantae, Streptophyta, Magnoliopsida, Solanales, Solanaceae. The transcript has 2 exons. The record is from RefSeq and is a predicted model, not a curated record.
GAGAAAUUUAAUUACUAUACUGACCAUGACAAAGUUGUCCUAGGAAUCUCCAAAAUCAAAUUAGAAUAAACUUGUGUUUGACAUAGAUAUGUCGAUAAAAUCAGAGGUUUUAACAAUAUUGUUACAUCAAUGUUAUUAUGAUUAGAAAACAUGACAAACAAACAAUGUAUUUACCAAAGAUAGCACAUUUCCCAUCUUGUUUUGGUAUAUAAACAUCUCAUUUCAUGUUAUUGUUGGUGAAGAAAUAGUGACUAAAAAAAUAUGGCUGCACUAGAAAUCUUGUCAACUUUUUUGGUUGUUGUUCUUGUUGUUGGUGCUAAUUUUUAUGUGUGUUCUGCAUCUCGUUAUGUUUCAGCUCCUCUUUCUGUGUCUCCUUCACCCUUGUUUGGUCAAAUGCCACCCUUAAAGAGGCCUCUAGUCCCAGCGCGUGUAGCACCAUCCAAGCUACCUUCAACUCCCACCUUCCCUAUACCUUUUCCAAGAAAAAAUCCUCCGCCCUCACCUCUCAUUCCAGGCUUACCUAUACCAUUAGUGCCUCCAUUUCCAGGAUCGCCUAGUUCUCCAUCCUCUCCUCUAAUUCCAGGGUUGCCUAUACCAUCACUGCCUCUAUUUCCAAGAACUAGUCCAUCAUCCCCGCCUCUAGUUCCAAGCUUACCUAUACCAUUAGUGCCUCCAUUUCCAAGAUUGCCUAGUCCUCCAUCCUCUCCUCUGAUUCCGGGCUUGCCUAUACCAUCACUCCCUCCAUUUCCAAGCACUAGUCCAUCAUCCCCGCCUCUAGUUCCAGGCUUCCCUGUACCAUUAGUGCCUCCAUUUCCAGGAUCUCCUAGUUCUCCAUCCUCGCCUUCAAUUCCAGGCUUGCCAAUACCAUCACUCCCUCCAUUUCCAAGCACCAGUCCAUCAUCCCCUCCUAUAGUUCCAGGCUUCCCUGUACCAUCCGUGCCUGUAUUUCCAGGAUCUCCUAGUUCUCAUUCCUCGGCUUUAAUUCCAGGCUUGCCUAUACCAUCACUCCCUCCAUUUCCAAGCACUAGUCCAUCGUCCCCGCCUCUAGUUCCAGGCUUCCCUAUACCAUCCGUGCCUGUAUUUCCAGGAUCUCCUAGUUCUCCAUCCCCGCCUUUAAUUCCAGGCUUGCCUAUACCAUUACUACAUCCAUUUCCAAGAACUAGUCCAUCGUCCCCGCCUCUAGUUCCAGGCUUCCCUAUACCAUCCGUGCCUGAAUUUCCAGGAUCUCCUAGUUCUUCAUCCCCGCCUUUAAUUCCAGGCUUGCCUAUACCAUUACUACCUCCAUUUCCAAGAACUAGUCCAUCGUCCCCGCCUCUAGUUCCAGGCUUCCCUAUACCAUCACUACCUCCAUUUCCAAGCACUAGUCCCUCUUCUCCACCUCUAUUUCCAGGCUUCCCUAUGCCAUCCAUGCCUCCAUUUCCAGCCACUAGUUCACCAUCCCCGCCUUUCAGUCCAUUCUUCCCUGUACCAUCUAUGCCUCCAAUCACCUUUAUUUAGAGAGGCAAAUUUGUCGAGAAGCAAGCAAAACAUUCCAGGGAGCAUGUGUAGAGGAUGCAAAGUGUACAACUGCCUGCC